Centruroides sculpturatus (bark scorpion) is the source of this 2865-nucleotide messenger RNA. RefSeq names its product transmembrane protein 62-like. Gene Ontology annotation, molecular function: hydrolase activity. The transcript has 16 exons. The coding region runs from base 107 to 2539 and encodes 810 amino acids. The record is from RefSeq and is a predicted model, not a curated record. Lineage: Eukaryota; Metazoa; Arthropoda; Arachnida; Scorpiones; Buthidae.
CACAGAAUGAAAUUCGGUUCAAACACGUCAUUGAGUUUCCGUCGUCUGCAGCACAAUAAACCGAUUCGAUUUUGUUUAGUUUUAUAACAUUUAGCUUUCUAUUUGGAUGAGACCGGCCUAUCACAUACAAUAUUUGAUGGCAUUAACAAAAGUUACAAUAUUAAUUAUCUUGUGUUUAGCUGUUCUAUCAACUUUAUUGGCCAAAUUUCAAAAUCUUGUUUAUAUCGACAAUGAUGUUCCAUCUAACAUAACUUUUAUUGGAUCCGAAGGACCUUACCCAAAUAAUCAAUAUCGACAUCUAAUGAUUUUUUUACAGGUCUCAGAUAUCCAUCUUAGUUUGUUUAGAGAUUUCACCAGAGGACCUGAUUUAAAAAGAUUUUGUAAAGAAGUAAUACCUGUAAUUCAACCAUCAGUUGUUCUUGCAACAGGUGAUCUCGUUGAUGCAACAACACCUGACCAUCUUGGUUCACGACAAUUUGAAGAAGAAUGGAAAACCUAUCAAAAGAUUUUGUUUGAAAGUGGUGUUGCCAAGGAAACUGUGUGGUUAGAUAUUCGGGGAAACCAUGAUAAUUUUAAUACUGUGUCAUUAGAUAAAGAAGAUAAUUUAUUCAGAAGAUAUUCCAUUCAGGGACACAAGCAUAAUCGUUCCUAUAAUUAUACAUUUCAUCAUGGUUCUGAUACAUACACAUUUAUUGGAAUAAAUGCAUGUCUUGAACCUGGUCCAAAACGUCCAUUUAACUUUUUGGGAAUUAUAAAUCAGGAUGAGUACAGAAAAUUACAAAAAAUGGAGGAACAAAGCAGAAAUAGCAAUAUGACUAUUUGGUUUGGACAUUAUCCUACAUCAACAAUAGCUGCACCUUAUCCAGGAGCAAGAGAAUUAAUGAGAGAUUCGGGACCAUAUUUAUGUGGUCAUCUUCAUACUCUGGGUGGUAUGGUUCCCAUUAUGUAUACACUUCAAUCAACAGGUUCUUUAGAACUUGAACUUGGUGAUUGGAAGGAUAAUAGAAGGUAUCGUUUGGCAGCAGUAGAUCAUGGAAUAUUUACCUUUAUAGAUCAAAACUUAAAUGAUUGGCCUGUCAUUUUAAUAACAAAUCCUAAACAUGCACUAUAUGGAAUGCCUACAGUUGAACCUCUUUCACGGAUUAAAAAGUCAACUCAUAUUAGGGUCUUGACAUUUUCACCAAGUGGCAUUAAGCUUGUUAAGCUUCAAAUAGAUGAUGAACCAUGGCAAAAUAUGACUCAUGUUUCUAAAGGCUUGUAUACUCUUCCAUGGAUUUCAGAAAUAUAUGCAGAAAAUUUACAUACAAUAAAAGUUUAUGUUCAGAACCUUUAUUAUAGGGUCUUGACAUUUUCACCAAGUGGCAUUAAGCUUGUUAAGCUUCAAAUAGAUGAUGAACCAUGGCAAAAUAUGACUCAUGUUUCUAAAGGCUUGUAUACUCUUCCAUGGAUUUCAGAAAUAUAUGCAGAAAAUUUACAUACAAUAAAAGUUUAUGUUCAGGAUAAGAAAGGGCGAGAGAAAAUCAUAGAACAAUCAUUUUCUUUAGAUGGUUCCCGUCCUGUAUUUCCACUUGGAGCCAGAUUUGCUCUUAUGGGUCAUAUUUCAAUAGGUCAAACUAUUUUUAGUAUUCUUAUGGUGAUUGCUGUGAUACCACUAUGUAUAUUGAGAUGUUUGCAUCAUUAUGGGAAAACAAGAUUUAUUAGAAUAAGAGCAGAAUGUAACUGUGUUAGGAGAUGGCUAUUUAAGUUCUAUUUACUAUCUUCAGUGGACCAUUUACUUUGGCCAAUUAUCUUUAUAGCUGUAUAUAUAGCCAUAGGUCCUUGGUUCAUUGGUGAGAUUAUUGAUGGAUAUAUUGGUGCUUGUUUUGUUUGGGGCAUAGUAAUUGCAGGAAAAGUUGUUCCAGGUGGAUUAACUUUUAUUGCCGGAUCAAUAUUUAAUAGUACAAAAGCAUUAUUAGUAAUUAUUAUUACAUAUUAUUCAUUUUUUAUUGAAAUAUUUAAUUUUUUUAUAGGUCCUUGGUUCAUUGGUGAGAUUAUUGAUGGAUAUAUUGGUGCUUGUUUUGUUUGGGGCAUAGUAAUUGCAGGAAAAGUUGUUCCAGGUGGAUUAACUUUUAUUGCCGGAUCAAUAUUUAUGCUGACAUUUUACAUACCUGUUGUCCUACUCUUGACUCAUUGCCUAUAUAAUCGAUAUCAAGUUCUUUUAAAUAUUCAUAAAACGAAAUGUGCAAUUUCAAUGUAUAUAUGUCAAAACGUGUCCAUGAUUGUAUUUAUUAUUUGGCAAAUACUGUGUGCUGUCGGCUACUACUACUCUUACGGAUUAAUGGCAUUUUUAUUGGGAUUUACAACAACGUGGUCUGUCAUAUUUGUGCUAGUACUCUGGAGGAUAACCGUUACGCUUCCAUAUUCCAAACUUCCGGUACCAAUUCGUCCAUUAAAUCAAGAACAGCAGAUCGGCGGCGAGCCACUCCUUCUGGCUGAAGACUUACACUCUCGAGAUACAGGUGACAAAAUACCAAUGCGCAACCAAGUAAGUGCGAGUUGAUAAUAGAGCUGAAUAUUGAAAAAUAAAAUGAAAAGAAAGAAAAACAUUUUUCACAACACUGGUUUUACUUGUUGUGAAUAUGAAUUUUGUGAUAAACUCUUCUAAUAACAAAAGGUAUUACAGUAAAUAAAUCUUGUGAAAAUUUAUAUUUUGGAAAUUCAUUGCAUUUAUGGUCGUCGUCAUUUGAAAAUUGUAUGAUUAUAAAUCUGAAAUUGUAUAUAAGUAAAAAUUCUAUUUAAAUAAUUUAUUAAUAAUAUUUUUUUUAGUUAUAUUUCAUAUUCAGUAAUAACUUAACUUAUGAGUUAAUUUUAUGAUUACAUUUUCAA